UGCGCACAUUUGUCAUUCCUGGUCACAGCCAAUCACAGCGUACUCACACGCGCUCUUGAAGAACCGUGAGAACCUGUUCAUCUCGCGACGUUCCUUCUUCCAUCUCAAGCAUAGCCUGCUCAAUUGUAUGUACAAAACGGAGCUCGGCAAGUCUAGGGAAGACAGGAUUAGCAUGGGGAUAUGUCGCACUAUAGGGCGCCAGAAAGUCUUCGUUGUCGCCGUCUGUCUCAUCUUCAUCUACAUUCUCUACCUAGCCUUCCCGUGCGACCCGGGGCCCAAGGCUGUGAUGGUCCCCAAGGAAAAAACAAAGUACAUCUACGACAAGGACCACCAGGCAUUUCCGUACGACGACAACAUGGCGAUUAUUUUUGUCGGCGGCAUGCCCAGGAGCGGCACGACGCUCAUGCGGGUGAUGCUGGACGCCCACCCGGAUAUCCGGUGCGGCGAGGAGACCCGCGUCAUCCCAAGAAUCCUCGGCAUGAGGUCGCAGUGGGAGAAAUCCGCCAUCGAGAAGCGCCGGUUGGAGGAAGCCGGCGUCACCAGUGACGUCAUCGACGCGGCGGUCCGCGCCUUCAUCCUCGAGAUCAUCGCCAAGCACGGCUCAGCGGCGCCGCACCUGUGCAACAAAGACCCGUUCACGUUGAAAUCCACAGUGUACCUGAGCCGGCAGUUCCCGCAGUCCAAGUACAUCCUGAUGAUCCGGGACGGGCGGGCCGUCGUCCACUCGAUCAUCACGCGGAAGGUGACCAUCUCAGGGUUCGACCUGAACAGCUACAGGAAGUGCCUCUCCAAGUGGAACGUGGCCCUCGAGACCAUGUACGCCCAGUGCCUGCACGUGGGGCCGCGCAAGUGCAUGCCGGUCUACUACGAGCAGCUCGUGCUCCACCCGCGGGAGUGGAUGGACCGGAUCCUCCAUUUUCUAGACAUUCCUUGGAAUGAGUCGGUGCUCCACCACGAGGAGUUUGUGGGCAAACCCGGGGGUGUGGCGCUCUCCAAAACGGAGAAGUCAACCGACCAGGUUAUAAAGCCAGUCAAUAUAGAAGCUUUAUCAAAGUGGGUGGGGGCCAUACCGGAGGAUGUUGUCAAAGAUAUGGAAAGUAUAGCCCCCAUGCUCAGGACACUUGGCUACGACCCCAAUGCCAACCCCCCCAACUACGGCCAGCCUGACCCUGAUGUGGCAGACAACACAAUCCACAUCAAGCAGAACUCUGACUUUUGGAAGCAGCGGGAGCUGGACGUGCUGAACGAUGGGGUGGCGGAUGGUCAGCAGCCCCAGGCGGCGCCAGCCGCGGAGGCCAGUUCUCACACAGGCGAAAAAGUUUCUGUUAAAGAAGGACAUGUGGACAGAUGAUGAAAGUUGUUUUCUUUUUUUUUUUAUCUCCAGACAAGAAUGUGGUGCUCAAAUUGUGAAUGAUUCAUUUUUUUUUUUUUUUUUUUGCUUCUCUGGUACUUUUCUGUUGAACUAGACCAGUGUUUAGAAUUUGGUUAAGGGGAUAGAUGGGGGGUAGGGUUUGCUAGUUAUGAUGCUAUCAAAUCAACUCCAUUGUUUUGUUGUCUAGUUUAUACAGGCAAGUACCAUUUGUUGUAUUAUCACUCAUUGUUUAUGAUUUCAGUUGCUCGAUCAAGACAUAUUGUAUCACAAUUUGUUUGAACUUGUCAUUUUUUGGUGAAGACUUGACUGUAUCACAUAUCGGUUAAACUUGUUAUUUCUUGGUCAUGAGUCCAAUGUGUUACCAUUUUUUAAUGAUGUCAUUUCUUUGUCAAGAUUAAAAUGUAUCUCCAAGGUUGUUGGCUGAUAAUAUCUUGUCAUAAUUUACUGCCUAAAAUAGAAUCUUUUUUUUAGUUGCCGUUUUAAGCAAAACAUUCUAACAGAUACACUUUGGACUGACUGACAUACUUUGUACUGACAGACACAAUUUGGACUUACAGAUAUACUUAUUAAUGACAGACAUACUUUGGACUGACAGACAUACUAGCUGCUUUAGCUACCUGGAACAACCUAUGUUAUAGGUCAAAACACAAGGCCUUAGUGUUGGUUCUGAUCACUUGUUUAUGAUGGUAGAGCUGGUCACUUGAUUCUGAAACUGUUCACUUAAUUCUGAAACUGGUCAAUUCAUUCUGAAACUGAGCACUUGAUUCUGAAACUGGUCACUUGAUUCUGAAACUGUUCACUUGAUUCUGAAACUGGUCACUUGAUUCUGAAACUGGUCAAUUCAUUCUGAAACUGAGCACUUCAUUCUGAAACUGAGCACUUCAUUCUGAAACUGGCCACUUGAUUCUUAAACUGAUCACUUGAUUCUGAAACUGGUAACUUGAUUCUGAAACUGGUCACUUGAUUCUGAAACUGGUCAAUUCAU
Physella acuta is the source of this 2357-nucleotide messenger RNA. RefSeq names its product protein-tyrosine sulfotransferase 1. Gene Ontology annotation, cellular component: Golgi apparatus. Gene Ontology annotation, biological process: peptidyl-tyrosine sulfation. Gene Ontology annotation, molecular function: protein-tyrosine sulfotransferase activity. NCBI's taxonomy places the organism in Eukaryota, Metazoa, Mollusca, Gastropoda, Physidae. The record is from RefSeq and is a predicted model, not a curated record.